CGCCCCAGCGCCGCAGACCCAAGCUGAGCCCGUGACGAUCGAACAGACAAACGGACUACGGGGCAGCCUCACAGACAACGCACGACUCGUCGGAGCAGCCGCGCGAUGACGGCCAAGGUCGCCGCCGCCGAGGAGACGAAAGAACCGACCCCGAGCCUCAAAACGAUAGCACGGAUGAAGUCAUUCGCGCAGCGUGCCAAGAGGAGCUCAUCAGGACCGGGCCAGCUCCGCCGGCAAAUGAGCCAGCGCAUCGUGGCGUACCGGGAAGCGAGCGAGCGCACGAAGGUCCUGAAAGCGAAGGAGCGCGCCGCGAAGAGCAAGGCGGCCAUCGACCACGCCGGCGGCUUGCUUGCCGACGCUGAUGAUUUGUAUUUUUCCACGCUGAAGUUGCAUUGGCCGGCGCUGUUACUACAUGUGCUCGCGGCGUACACUGCAAUCGUGCUGGUCUCGACUAUCGUCAACCUGCUGUGCGCGCGAGGCCUCGGCUUCGACGGCACGGGCACCUGGUGGACGGCCAUCAUGUAUGCUGCGGCUAAUGUCGUGACGAUGGGCUACGGCGAGGUCAAUGUGUCGACGAAGGGCGCCUACUUCGCGGGCAUCGUGCAGAUGGCGCUCGGUCUCAUGCUCAACGUCGUCUGCUUCGCCGUCGUCGUCUCGAAGUUCCAGCAACCGCGAAGUCGAUUAGUCUUCGCGAGCCACUUCUGCGUCACGAAGCGCGACGGCAAGCGCGUCCUGCUCAUCCGACUCGCGAACCGACGGUGUAACCUCAUCUUGCACCCGGAGAUCCGCGUCUUAUUUCUGACGCCGCACGCGACGCAAGAAGGCGAGUCCUACAUUGGGCAGAACGAGCUCCAGCUCGAGACGGUGUCUUCUGCGAUGACGGGCGUCCUGACGGUCUCGCACGUCAUCGACGAAAAAUCGCCCCUCGGAAAAUACGUCAAAGACGACACAUUCGAUCGCGAGGCUUUUUGUGAUGAGUCGAACGCCUUGAGCGUCACGGUCUUAGGGAGAGAUACGGUGUAUCAUGAUGAUUUGAUGUGCAAGCACACGUACCUCUGCGCGAAGGACGCGAUUUUUGAUCAGCACUUCAGCUGGAUGACUCGUAGAGAUGAAAAUGGCAAGGUCGUGCUGGAUUUUCACCGCCUCGACGACACGGAGGCCGCCGCGUCGGUAGCCGCACCACCGACAGCGAACCCGAACGUCCCGCCGCCGUCGCUCCACUUCAACGAUAUAGAUGUUCACGUCUUUUGCGGUGGUUUGAAGCUGGGGGACCGGCUGCGGCCGAACUGCGUUUUCUCGGAAAAUGCGUACGCCGCCUGUGAGGCGAAAGGACUAAGGGUGAAGAGGCACUUCAUCGACUUGGCGGCGAAGCCCCAGUGGUUCCUCGACCUCGUCAGCGACUACGGCGCCAAGGCCGAGACGCCCUGCGUUUUACUGCCGGGCGGCGAGUUCGUCACUGACACGGCCAAGGUGCUGGCGCGGCUGGCGCCGUACGACGGCGUCGGCAUGGCCGUCGAGCCGGCGGACGUUUCUCCCGGCAUGCUCAUGAGCUGGUUUGGGUAUCAGGCUUCCGUGCCCGUCGCGGUCGGCGCGGAAUCACACGAGUCGCGGCGAUGGCGUGUUCUCAACAAUUCAUUCCACGCAGGUCACGGUGCGCGACCUGCAGAACGCGGAGAAGUGGGCCGAGAGUCGCUUGAAAUUGGACAAGUUUGUGGACAAACUACGGCCAAUCGACGCCUAUCUGGAUGGGCGGGACUACCUUUCGGACAGCGCCAAGAUCGGCUGGUCGGACUUGCGGUACAUCUUCUUUGUAGGAUUCGUUGAUAUGUUCUCGCGCGUGUGUGAUCCGGAAGGUGCGGCCUAUGUGCAGAGCCAGUGCCCGCGCGUGAAGGCGUGGGUCGAGCGCUGCUCCAAGGAUCCCGUCGUCCUCAAGGCGCGGUGCGGCCUCAACUUCGAUCCGCGGCUGCCCGCGAAUUGCGCGGCUAUGCAGAAAAUGGUAGGCAAGUACUUUAAGCACCAGGCCGACCUGCUGCCAUCGUUCGUCGACGAAGUCCUGGCGCCGUACGACGCGUUCGCCUCCGGGAGUGCGCCUUUACUAGCUUUUGAAGAUGUAGACGUUCAUUUAUUCGCGGGCGGUCUCCGACUAGGCGACAAGCUCGUCGAGAGCUGCAUCUUCUCGGAUAAUGUGUAUGCAGCCUGUAUUCAAGCUGGAUGGAAGCUCCGGCGCCACUGGAUCGACCUCGAGGAUAAGCCCCAGUGGUUCUUAGAUCUAGUGGAAAAAAAUGAAGCCAAAGCCGAGACGCCCUGUGCUUUGAUAAAGAAGGCGGACGGCUCGGCGGAGUUCGUCAUCGACACCACUAAAUUACUGGAGCGGCUGGCGCCGUCGAAGGGCGAAGGGUUUCCCGUUGCGGAUGCCGACGUGAUGCCGGGGCUCAUGAUGCCGUGGUUUGGUUUUCAAGCAUCAUUACCGGUCCUCGUGCGCGAUGUGCGCGACGCCGCCAAGGCUUCUGCUAAAGAGGAGAAGCUGACGGCGUUCGUCGAGCGGCUGAAGCUCCUGGAUGCGUACCUGCAGGACCACGACUACCUCUCGGGCGGUUCUGCUCCCGGGUGGAGCGAUUGGAGGUUUAUCUUCCUUGCUGGUAUCACGGUCAUGAUGACGCGGAACUUCGACGCGGACGGCGGUACCAAAAUCGAAGAGCAGUGCCCGAAAGUUAUAGCCUGGAUCAACCGCCUGACGCGCGACCCAAUAUUCCUCCGCACAAGAGAAGGCGUCGCCUACGACCCGCGGGCGCCCCAGAACGCGCUGUCGAUGCGCCACCUCGUGCACAAGUACUUCAAGCACCAGAAGGACCUGGUGCCGGCGUUUGUGGAUGAGGUCCUGGCACCCUUCGACGCGGUCGCCGCGACCGCAAAGCAGAAGGCCGCGGCCCCAGCUACUAAGGGCAACGCCAUCGCCCAAUCAGGACUCCAGAAGAAGGAGCUCGCCACGUUUUGUUUGUAAGAAAUACAUG
Molecule: messenger RNA, 3011 nt
Organism: Pelagomonas calceolata
Lineage: Eukaryota; Pelagophyceae; Pelagomonadales; Pelagomonadaceae
Source: the annotation of a GenBank genome assembly